Dovyalis caffra is the source of this 807-nucleotide messenger RNA. Lineage: Eukaryota; Viridiplantae; Streptophyta; Magnoliopsida; Malpighiales; Salicaceae. The record is from the annotation of a GenBank genome assembly.
AUGUCAUUGCACGAGAGGAUUUUAGAGGAGUCAAGGAAAAAUGAUAGGAGGAAUGCUUACGAGUUGUUGAGAGAGCUUGACCAAAUGGAUAAGUGUACGAGGGUUAUGAGCAAAAUGAUGGAUUGGUUUCAGUUUCCGUUAACAGAGGGAAAAGAAGGAGAGGUGAGGCAAAAAGUGAAGGAAUUGGCAAAUGUUUGCUUGGAUAAAGGAUUACAAGUGUAUUUUUCGAUUCACAGGUGGUUUCCAUGGGGGCAAUCGGUGUUGUCAUUGUACAAGAGGAUUUUGGAAGAGUCAAGGAAAAAAGAUAAGAGGAAUGCUUACGAGUUGUUGCGACAGCUUUACCAAAUGGAUAAAUGUACGAGGGUCAUGAGCAAAAUGAGGGAUUGGAUUCAGUUCUCGUUAAAAGAGGAAAAAGAAGGAGAGGUGAGGCAAAAAGUGAAGGAAUUGGCAAAUGCUUGGGAGGCUUGCCGUGUAGCAGGGAUGGCAAGCUGGAACUGGUCCGUGGUUAAAGUGGCAGGAUAUUGUCCAGGAGAUUGCAGGAUGGCUUGGGGUGAAGGGGCUUAUCCAGGGAAAACCUCUAGUUUCAAGUUCUCUCAAAACUCAACUAGAACAGCUGGUGGAAGAAAGGAAAUGGAGAAAGAAAUGCAGUAUUAUACCCAAGCUGUCAUACGAAUCAUCUGGCCUCCCAGUUUACAUGCUGCUGUUGAAAUAUUUGCUUCGCUGAAGGCAAAUCAUGUUGGACCUGAUGAGGUUAAGGCAGUUGGUGUCUCUUUAGAAGAUGGUAUCGAGGAAAAUGAUGUUAGGUGA